Messenger RNA from Theileria orientalis strain Shintoku, 588 nucleotides. RefSeq lists its product as hypothetical. The transcript has a single exon. Bases 1 to 588 code for a protein of 195 amino acids. The record is from RefSeq and is a predicted model, not a curated record. NCBI's taxonomy places the organism in Eukaryota, Apicomplexa, Aconoidasida, Piroplasmida, Theileriidae.
AUGAAAACAGCUUUCGCAGCCCUUGUUGCUAUAGCAGCCGUAUCGGCAGCCCCCUUCUUGCUGGACCAUACCUUGGUCGAAAAUAACGGACAUGAAAAACUCGCAGUAUUUCACCACGUAGGGCAUGUUGUUGGCACUGGAGCCACUGCUCCCAAGCUCAGAUUUGUCCACCUUGUCCCCAAGGUACACUAUCUCAAAGAGUUUGCAGAGGGCCUGUCAUCUGUUCACGGUGGCUCUACACCAAAGCAUCAUAAGUUCCUCCACAUGGAAGGCGGUGACCUCCUCGUUGAAGUAUUGGGUCUUUCUGAUUGCCUCCACUGGCACGUUGCCCUCUUGGGCGUGUUCAAUACACAUACCGGAGGCGUCACCCACAAGCAUUACUCAGGUGUAAAGGGCGAGAAUGUUAAGGUCCUCGGGGGAUUAGACGAAUUACUUGACUUUGUACACGUUAAAUUUGAUGGAGACUUCUUCAAGGUCUUCGCAGAACUCGUCAAGAAGGGACUUCCCUCUCACCUCUUUACACAUAAACUCCUUGCUAAAUUGGCACCCGGCCUCAAAUUACACGCCGAUUUUGAAUUAGCAUUGUAA